GUGAAAACACCCCACUAAAAGGCGGCCCAAUUCUUGCACAAUCGCUCACAACACCUGCAUCAACAAACUCUCCUAGCCCCUUCCAAAGCCUCCCCUCCCAAGCCUCGAGUGUCAUACCCUUCCCCGGGAUUGAAAAGAACUUGAGUCGCGCACGCCUAAGCAGCUCGUUCAAGUUCUCUGCAUAUCCGUCUCCGCACAAACAGCUAGAAUGGCCGCCUCGGGAGUCAGUGUCCACCCGGACUGCAUCAGCGCAUUCAACGACCUCAAACUCGGCAAGAACACGAAGUACAUUAUCUACAAGAUCUCGGAUGACUGGAAGGAGAUUGUUGUCGAGGAAACAUCCGAAAACGGUGACUGGGACCAGUUCAGAGAGAAGCUUCUGAAUGCGAAGUCCAAGGACAAGAAAGGAAAGGAGGGCAUCGGCGGCCGCUACGCCGUCUUCGAUGUUCAGUACGAGCUCGAAACCGGCGAGGGCACCCGCAACAAGAUCACAUUCAUCUCCUGGGUUCCAGACGAUGCACCACAAUACCCGCGCAUGAUGUACUCGUCUUCCAAGGAUGCUCUCAAGCGCUCGCUCAACGGCCUUGCUGCAGACAUCCAGGCCAACGACGCUGACGAUAUCGAGUUUGAGACCAUCUUGUCCCGCGUUUCCAAGGGCCGCUAAGCUCUCCCAGUGAGAACGCAGUCUGAGUCUUCGAGGUCGACGUAGCAUCGGUUGGCCGUAGCAGUGGUUGAUGCGUGCCUGACUUGGCCUCCGAUGUGUACACCAUAGCUAUACUCUGGAGCAACUUUCAUUUCUACUUUCAAAAGUCGCCUCCUGUACUCUCUCGUCUUUGAAGAAAACUUCUCACGCAAGAUAUCUGGAGCGUUGAUCGCCGGCUCUCGUGUAGGCGGAUGAAAAGCGUUGGGCUCAGCAAGGUGACAUGAGACUUGCCAUGUAGGGUACGCAUAGAACGAAUUGCCUUCCUCUUUUGGCCCUGUGUCCGAA
Molecule: messenger RNA, 988 nt
Organism: Verruconis gallopava
Lineage: Eukaryota; Fungi; Ascomycota; Dothideomycetes; Venturiales; Sympoventuriaceae
Exons: 6
Coding region: 209-664 (151 amino acids)
Biological process (GO): actin filament depolymerization; actin filament severing; cell motility
Cellular component (GO): actin cortical patch; cytoplasm; actin cytoskeleton
Molecular function (GO): actin filament binding
Source: RefSeq, a predicted model, not a curated record